AUGCUUCCAGUCCUUCCUCACCCACUGACGGCUGGUUCGGCCCAUCCGUUCUCUUUGCCAGCAAGCCUUGGAUCUUGUGCAAGCACGAUUAACUCCAAAUUGGAUUCUUGGUCUCGCCAUAGCAAUAUGGCUCAGCAUCCCAUGUACGGACCCCAGGCAGCCUCGCCCAUUGUCUAUCACCAAAGGUCACCAUCUACACCCCAUGGAUACGGUUACGGAGAAGAUCGUCAAGCCCACCUAGGGUCAAUGGACUACGAUCCCCAGGCUCGUUACGGAGCUCCAGUUCCUCUAGAUGCCCGCAACCACAUGAUGAGUCCCUCGAUGGGACGGCUCUCCUACCCUCCGGCGGGACAGCCAGUGCAACCACCCAGGACCCAUGACUGGAGCCACCCGGCCCACCUGCCUCGAGAUGCCCUGAGGCGGGACCUUGGAGUAAUGAACCCGGAGAAUCCAGAGUAUGUCAUGGAAAGAAACAGCCGGCGAGCUGCCGAGAAGCCCAGAGGAAACACACACUACCACUCCCAGAGGCGGACCUCCAACCGGGAUGAAUUUGAUGGCCCGCAUCAGUUCUUGGAGCCACCUUCCGCACAGGCCGUUGCAGCCCAGGACAAGGAGCUCCCCCAGCUCCCUACUAACCUCGAUGCCUCGGAGCAGGACAAUAUCUUGCACAAGGUGAACGACCGCCUGUCCCAGUGUGCCUAUGACUUCAUCGCGAAGUACCAAUUCCGAGUCCCCAUCGAGCAGGACAAGAGACCUGUUAAGGUUCCCUCAGACCGCGAGUGGACCGAGUGGGUACACCUGUUGAAGCGACUGGCGACUACGCGGCGCAUCCCCGCCCAUCUUUUGUACAACCGCCAGAUCAAGCAGCUGAUCACUGUCUUGGAGAACUCGCUAGAGAUGCGCCAUGCUGCCAAGCACCAAUCCAGACCCGUCAAAGAUGACCGCAAUGUGCUGCAACUCAUCUCUGCAGGGAUCCAGGUAGCCAAGAUCCUCAAGGAUGCCAGCGCCAUGCAGUUCCUCGAUUGUCUUUAUGUGGACACCGAGAAACUGAUCCUCGAACGACGCGGUCGUCGUGUGAGAUUCGCAGCCCCUUGA
Messenger RNA from Penicillium olsonii, 1095 nucleotides. The record is from the annotation of a GenBank genome assembly. Lineage: Eukaryota; Fungi; Ascomycota; Eurotiomycetes; Eurotiales; Aspergillaceae.